CCGUACGACUGAGGAAGCUGCGUCAUGCACGCGCUGCACAGAUGGCUCCCGGGCUACUCCAAAAUUCACGACGAGCAAUUUCCCAUCAACUCCAGGUCAACAACAGUCGCAGACAUCGAGAUGGCGCAGCAAGGGUAUGGAGAGGCUCAAGAUUACUAUCAGCAGCAGCCUCCGCAACAGAACUAUACCCAGCAGCCUCCAAAAUACGACCAGAACUAUGCCGCGCCCGACGGGGGUUACGGCGCGCCGAACGCGUACCAGGAAGGUGGCAAGCCAUUCGAACAGCAGUUCAAGGUAGAGAGGCCGAAGUGGAACGACAUCUGGGCAGGCAUCCUCCUGACCCUCGUCUUUGGAGGCUUCGUAGCGGUCUCCGCAUACACCUUGCGCGCAUAUGCUAGCAACAGCGGCUUCACCAAUGGAGGCUUCAAUGGCUCGAGCAACACAUUCUCGCUCAACGGCAACACUCUGGUUCUCUUCGCCUUCAUUUUGGUGACUGCACUGGUUCUCGGAUAUGGCUAUAUUUCCCUGGCCAGGAUAUUCACAAAACAAUUCAUCUGGAUUUCUGGCAUCCUCAACAUUGUCAUGAGCUUCGCUACCGCCAUCUACUACUUCUACAGGCGCUCAUGGGUCGGCGGCGCACUUUGGCUGUUGAUCGCAGUCUUUACCGUCAUCUGCUUUAUCAGUUGGAUCAAGCGCAUUCCGUUCUCCGUGCUCAUGUUCCAGACCACAGUCGAUGUCUCUCGCCGCCACGGCCAUGUCUACCUGGUCUCUUUCAUUGGCGGCCUUGUGGCAGCUAUCUUUGGAGCCUGGUUUGCAGCGACAUUGGUCGCAGUCUACGUUCGCUUCCAGCCAAACGAGAACAACCCAGCAUGUAGCGCAAGUGCGGGAGGUGGAGGUAGUUGUAGCUCCAGCACGGUCAUUGGGCUGGUUGUCUAUAUCACCUUUGCCGGAUACUGGAUCACCGAAUGGCUCAAGAACACCAUCCAUGCCACAAUCUCUGGCGUGUACGGUAGCUGGUACUUUGCGCCAAACAAUCCCUCCAAAGGUGCGACACGCGGAGCAGCUCGAAGAGCGUUGACAUACAGCUUCGGCUCCAUCAGCUUAGGCUCGCUCAUCGUGGCCAUUCUCGAUUUCCUUCGCUUCAUUUGUUCGAUCGCGCGUAAUCAGGCUGGCGGUUCUGGAAACAUGGUGGCCGACAUUUUCCUUUGCUUCUUGCAAUGCAUUCUGAGCCUCGUCCAAUGGGCUAUCGAAUUCGUCAAUCGCUACGCCUUCAGCUACAUGGCUUUGUACGGCAAAGCGUACUUCGCCAGUGCCAAGGACACAUGGAGACUGAUCAAGGAUCGAGGCAUUGACGCACUGAUCAACGAGUGCUUGGUUGGACCUGUUUUGUCAAUGGGCUGUCUCUUCGUUGCGGUCUGCUGCGCGCUCAUCGCGUACGUCUACUUGGAUGUCACGGAUCCGGCUUACAACUCCGGCGGCGCCUUCACGGCCGUGAUUGUGCUCUAUGCCUUCCUCAUCGGACUUCAAGUGGCAAGCUGCUUCGUGGUACCACUGAACAGCGGUAUCGACACCAUCUUUGUCGCGGCAGCAUGGGACCCACAAGUGCUUAUGCAACAGCACGGAGAUUUAUACCAGCGCAUGAUUGCAGUCUACCCUCACGUUCAGCAAGCGAUCCACGCUUAGUCUUGCUGCCCAGCUUGUGAAGCUCGGCACGAUCCAUACACAAUAAUAUAGAUUCGUAGCACACGCAAACAGAUUCCUUCGUACACAAUUGCACCGAGCUUGCACUGCCCGUCCUUCACAUGCAGAGAAGCGGCGCGACUGCGGAGCGCCACAUGACUGACGACGAGAAGCGGUGAUGAAAGAGGAGGCUCAGCAGCAGUCGAGAUCCAGAUUGUAUGCGGCUCUGGCCAGAUGGCGAGGGGUAAGCCUGCAGCGCGGCUGCAUCCUGGCGCCUCUUCUAUUGGCUCUGGCUGGGGCAUCCCGCAAACUACUGUGCUAGCAGCUGGGAUU
Molecule: messenger RNA, 2013 nt
Organism: Cercospora beticola
Lineage: Eukaryota; Fungi; Ascomycota; Dothideomycetes; Mycosphaerellales; Mycosphaerellaceae
Gene: PNS1
Product: Pns1p
Biological process (GO): transmembrane transport
Cellular component (GO): plasma membrane
Molecular function (GO): transmembrane transporter activity
Source: RefSeq, a predicted model, not a curated record